Messenger RNA from Pyricularia oryzae 70-15, 858 nucleotides. RefSeq lists its product as uncharacterized. The transcript is spliced from 3 exons. Bases 1 to 747 code for a protein of 248 amino acids. Lineage: Eukaryota; Fungi; Ascomycota; Sordariomycetes; Magnaporthales; Pyriculariaceae. The record is from RefSeq and is a predicted model, not a curated record.
AUGUCGUCGGGUGAAGGAUUUGGCGGAGCUGACUUUCCAGGAGCGUGCAAAGCUGGUAUCCUCGCUCAUCAUCGGAGGCUUCAGUAUAUCUGCAAGUUCGAGUUCAAGCGUGAGGAAGGUGAAGACCGCGACGAUCUAUUGACUCCCCCAGACGUUCUGGUCCGCCUUCCGACAUCAUAUCUAGCACAGUUUCCAGACGGGAGGGCCCAUCAAGAGACGACAACGGCCAGGUUUCGACGCCAAAAGACAGACGUACCUUUGCCGCAGGUUCUGCACCACGGCCGUGACGAAACACUUGGAAGACUUUUCGCUGACGCCCGUCCCGUUCCGAACCCAGAUAUUUCCAGCUCGGAGCUCAAGGACUCGUAUAGAAGAAUGGCCCGCUGUCUUUUGCAACCUCACAAACGCAACUUCUCACGAAUAAGAUCUCUGCUCGAAGACGAUUAUGGCAGCACCAGCGUGGCCGGGCGCCCAGUUACGCAAAACAUGAACAAUAUGCUUCAGCUCGCCAACAUGCCACGAUCCGUGCUUCCGAAGCAAAACAAAAGGUUCGAUACGGCAGACGAAUGUUCGCCCAGAAACCUCCCUGGUGGAUCCUACUCGACCAACCCGAGAUGCGGAAGAUUGGACUUGGAGGCUGAAUGCGGGACUACGAGCCACAUCUCCAAGUGUUUUUGCAGGCCAUGGAGGAGCAGGGAGCAGGGUUUUUCAGACUACAUGACACAUUUGGUUUGGCGGAAUCCAUGAGGGAGAGAGCUGAAGAACCGGACGAUCCUGGCUAGAUUACGCAGCGCGACGGAGUUGGGCUUUUGACGCAAUAAUUUGGGCACGUCUUGAUGAGAGAUUUCAUGACAAGGC